This is a messenger RNA of Thamnophis elegans (Western terrestrial garter snake), 309 nucleotides long. RefSeq names its product COP9 signalosome subunit 9 (gene COPS9). Gene Ontology annotation, biological process: negative regulation of protein neddylation. Lineage: Eukaryota; Metazoa; Chordata; Lepidosauria; Squamata; Natricidae. Bases 79 to 252 code for a protein of 57 amino acids. The transcript has 3 exons. The record is from RefSeq and is a predicted model, not a curated record.
UCCCACACUCCUAGAGAAGCCGGAAGCAGAUUCUUUCUGGAGCCGGAUGUAGGUGAGCUCUAAGGAACGAAGGUAGCGAUGAAGCCGGCGGUGGACGAGAUGUUUCCCGAGGGUGCGGGGCCUUAUGUCGACCUCGACGAGGCUGGAGGAAGUACAGGUUUAUUGAUGGAUCUAGCAGCUAAUGAAAAGGCGGUACAUGCAGACUUCUUUAAUAAUUUUGAAGAUAUGUUUGAUGACGACGAUAUCCAGUGAAAUGUAUCUUACAGCUAUGUGGUGCUGAAUAUUGACAUUUCUUAGAAAGACUAUGUU